AUGGCCAUCAUCAGUCCCAGUUCCUCAAGCAAGACGACAGAUCUAUUCAAGGAUGGAGAAAACAAGCAAGAUUCGACUCGCGCCCUUCCCAAACUCGAUCAAGCAAUGCUUUUCAAGCAGCUCAAGCCUCUUACCGUUCCUAUCAUCGGAAUGCUUCCGAUCAAAAAUCCUGCGCACUCGCUGCAACUUCUCCCAAUCAUCGCGUCGAUCAAGGCCAUUGUUCUCAACCACUCUCAGGCCGAACUGAUGACGCCCCCGAUGAUUCACUACAUAUUUUUUCCAAUCGAACAGAUCUAUCAUCAAGUCAACCUCGUAGCCUUGUCAGAAUCUUGCCUCAAUCAAGUCUUGGAACUAUCCUCUCUGCUGGUUCGAGCUGCCAAAUUACACGAGCCAAACGCGCUAUGGACCUCCAAGGAAACUUUGAUCAUCAACUGUAUCCUACCACUUCUCAUCCAAAACACUGGCUCUGACCAAUCAAAUGAAGAAAAGAAGCCCGAGCUAUGGAAACCUGCUCGAUCCGACGAGAGUACAAGCUUAGCACUGGACUUGAUCACCGCAAUUCUUUAUCCUCAUUGUCCGAAUGAAUCGAGGCCGUUGUUGAACUUGGAUAAUCUAUAUCAAAAUCAAACCAACAUACCAUCUUUAUCAGCCUAUCUCCUUCGGUUCCUAUUCCAGCACCUCGUCGAUAUCUUAGAUACCCUCUAUCGGAUUUACGCUAGCCCUAAACAAUCUCAACCCAGCUUGGACCGAGCCCGAAAUACUAUUCGGCUGAUCAGACUUGGUUUACUUCGAUUAUCAUCCUCCAACAUCUCAGCCGGCAAUGGGGUCGAUAUCCUCAGUACCUUCCUGCCUAGUAUCACCUCAAAGCUCACUCAACUGGCCUGCCUUCUAGCCCAAAGGCGUCAAUCUUCAGAGUUACUCAGCUUGAUUCUCCACACCAUUGAAUGGCUCUUGGUUGAAUGUUUGGAUGACGAACUACCCGAUCUUCAAGAAAUCCUUGCUGAUCGCCAAUUCCAUCCGGUCGAUUGCGAACCUGUUCCAGACCAGCAUUCUCAGUCUGAUGUCUAUGACCAAGUCCUCGAAAUCGCGUCAGAUUGGAAACUUGGUCGAUCACACUCAACUCCUACUCCAGCACAGGCUGUCACCAAGCCGUCUCCACCAGCGUCUAGCCACGAUACCGACAGUAAAGAAAUCCUCGUCAAACGAGAUCAAUCAUGGCUAAGGAUGACUUCUGCCAAAGUUUCUAUUGUCCUGCAGAGACUCUCUCCAUUUUUAGAAAAUCAUUCCAGUCCUAUUGUUCGCGAAGCUUGGGCGCACUUUUGCUCUCGUUUGAUAGAACGCACAAGCCUAGUAUUAAGAAUAAGCUCAUCGUGUUCUACCGAGAAGAACGAGGACCAGUGUGAUCCGAGAGAGAAGGAUGGCUUUGGGGUAGUUCUGGAAGCUUUGAUCUCCCUCCGCUCUAACCAAAACUUUGACGUGGCUCACGAUAUGAUUUGUUCAUCACUAGCCAAUGUCACAAGAUCAGCUCCACUUGCAAGCGUUCAAGUCAUCGUUCAAUUCAUUCGCGCCAACUUUCACUCGCUGUCAAAUCUCUUGGUCAAGCAGGCAUCCGGUCAAGAUCAUGACAUCAUUCAUUUGAGCUCGCGAAUUACAUCUUCCCUUGAUAUGAUUAUCGACAUCAUGCUUCAUCAAACUCACCCGACUCACUUUUAUCAAUCCUGCUUCAAUUUCGUCGACUUGAACGAAUUUCAAAACUUGCUUACGUCCACCCUGUGUCGCGUGCAUCUCGUGAUUCCCAAAAUUCUUGAUUAUCAGCCCGAUCAAGCUUUCCCAUCAGGAAACUCUUCCUUACUCGAUCAUCCUCGUCGACAAUCGAAGUCUCAUCAAAGAAGUCCUGAACCGCUGCCCAGCACAUUCCCCAGCCUGUCUGUCAAGAAUAUUUUCGAUCACAAAUCCAUCAAAGCCCUCGAGGAGCUAGUCCGUGCAAUCUCUCGACUCGUAUUACAUCUGUCCUAUUUGACGUCCUGGUCUUCGAUCAAAAUUUCAGAAAUUGUCUAUCUCGAUCAACUGUUGCAAUUGACAAGCACUACAAAAGGCGCAAAACCUUCAGACGUCCAACAAAGCUGCUUACAACUGAAUGCUCUAUGGGCUCUUGGUGAAUCAAUCAGGGCUUCAAAAUCAAUCUCCACCGAUGAUCGAUAUCGUGCCAGAUUUGGUAAGAUUGAAAUCUUUUGUCUACAAGGGUUGGAAAAAUUGCUCGAAAUCUCGGAAAGCUAUCGAGUCGAAGGAGGCCAGACUACAGAAGAAGCAAACCAUUUAUCUUCAGAGAUGACAACUAUAAACCAAGCUCUAGAUAAUCUGACAGUGACGAGUUACUUGAAAGGCAACGAUCAGCUAUUAGAGCUUGAACGUCUCAAACCUACUACUUUAUCACGGGGAUCGGACGAGUUGAUUGCGAAUGAGAACUUUCAAGCUUUGAGGACCUCUUUAAUCCUUCGACUGAUCGCGUCUUUGGCCUAUGUUUUCGAAGGAAGUUUCCAGACGAACCUGUCCUGGGUCUUGUACUACGUUCUAGCCCAAUUGGGGUCUCCGAAUCCAUACGUUUACCAACAUGCGAUGGCCACCGUCAGCGAGCUUGCUUUCUACUGUGGCUACGCCUCGAUAGCUAACAUGCUUGAAGACAACUCAGAUUAUCUCACGCACAUGGUUUCAAAUAAACUAUUACCGCAUCAAUACGACAUACAGGCUCCUUUUGUGUUGGAACAUCUCAUCAGGCUCGUUGGAUUGCGCGCUAUGCUCCCGCUGGUAGAGCAGAUUCUCCUCCAUGACUUCUUCGAGCUUUUGGAUGACUAUCACGGCUACGACUUGAUGUGUGAACAGAUCACUGGUGUUUUCCGUUGUGUGAUGAGCUUGAUGAAUAAGGAGAUAGCUUUUGAGCAAGCCCAACGCAAAGUUGAUGCUCCGACCGGAGGAGAUAAUGGCGCUACCAAUCCUGAAAACACUUGUAAAUCUGAUAACCGAAUCGAUGAAAUUUUUGAGAUCGAGCAACAACUUGCGAGUGUUCGCCGGGCCCUCGCUGGGCCUCCUACGGACAUGUCAACUGAUCUCGAACGAUUCAAAACCCUCCAAGCGGCUCGAGCGAAAUGGCGCGAUUUCCGGAGAGCCCCUCCUGUCAGUCCACCGGAGAAGAAUCCACAGCGACCAUUUGGAGAGAUAGACGAGCACGCCUCGGUGGCCGAAUCGGUACCGGAUGGGAAUGAAAAGGAGUGCCCUCCGCCGCCGCUGACCGGCUACCAAAGAAUUGCGGCCGAGCUGAUGAGCAAAUCUGCGAAUUUUCUCACCCAUUCAUCGACCAAUGUCCGACUGAAUGUCAGUCUGCUGAUCAAUGAUGCGAUUCCGAUCCUCGGAUCCACCUCCCUCAACCCCCACGAAUCAUCUCUCUUACCCGUCAUCCAACGGUUCUGGACAAUCAUUCUUAGUCGGUUGGAUGACGACCGAACGGCGAUCGAGACCUUGAACUUGCUCCAGAGUCUGUGUCAACACGUGGGCGCAUUUAUGAGCAGACGAUUAGUCAACGAGAUAUGGCCCAGGAUCCGCCGUUUGAUCGAGUCCACAGAGACGCCGGGACGGGUCCGGCAGGCGGCCAUCGAUGCCCUUGCCGCGAUAGUCUCCUCUGCCGACCACAUCAACUGGAAGGAAGACUUCGUCUGGGAAAUCAUCCAGUCUCUCUUCACUCUUCAAGCCCGAUCCAAGUCAAAAUCGAUCCAAGCUGUCGACCGGAUCCUCGAUCGGCUGUCUGAUAAAGGAUUCCGUGGCUCUGUUCUCGUUGCUCGGCGUGCUGCUCUCGGUCUCAUUGUCGGCAUGGAGUUCAUGGCCCCUAAAUCAGAUUGA
Puccinia triticina is the source of this 3891-nucleotide messenger RNA. RefSeq lists its product as uncharacterized. Gene Ontology annotation, biological process: chromatin remodeling. The record is from RefSeq and is a predicted model, not a curated record. Gene Ontology annotation, cellular component: cytoplasm. The coding region runs from base 1 to 3891 and encodes 1296 amino acids. The transcript has 2 exons. Lineage: Eukaryota; Fungi; Basidiomycota; Pucciniomycetes; Pucciniales; Pucciniaceae.